GCCGAUCACUUUGACGCGGUAGUCGGAUGCGUGUAUCUGUAGCGAUGGUGCUCGUCUGGUUGACGCUGAAGCCGGCGAUUUGGCCGAUGAGAUCUUGCGCUGCGAAUGCAAAGCCUCAAGACUGAAGAUGAGCCUGAGGCUUGGUUUGGAGUGCGAAGACCGGCGUGGUCUGGCUCUGAGCGUGCUGUACGCCUUGCGACGCAGCCAGGCCUGCAGUCGCUGCUGUGUUGUUGCCCCCCUUGAUAUUGGCAGAGUAGGGCAGCGCGAUGGGGCCAACGACUGUCGGCAAAGCUUUGUGCUUCUGUUACUCUGCACGACUAUCCAUCUCUCGAUGAGCUGCGGACAUUGUAGCCCGAGACGCUUGAUAUGGCGAGUCCUCAGACGGCUGUCCAGUGAGAGCGAUGAGCUGACAUUGUGGCAUUCAGCGCCGAGGCAGAUUGCGAUGAGGCCUCUGCGAAUUGAGGCGGGCUGGCAGAAGAAGACGAUGGUAGAUCUAUAUGCUAGCCACUUAGGUCGAGCUCAUAGGCUGUAUGCGCGCCGAGUAGAUGGCGACGAUGGCGCAGAGGGAGCUUCGUAGUACGAGGAUAAGGCACAGCCCAGCAAGACGCCAACGAGUAGGUGCAAGGCUGCCGAUCGUUAUAUGUGGCGAGCAAA
Molecule: messenger RNA, 654 nt
Organism: Jaminaea rosea
Lineage: Eukaryota; Fungi; Basidiomycota; Exobasidiomycetes; Microstromatales
Exons: 1
Coding region: 128-577 (149 amino acids)
Source: RefSeq, a predicted model, not a curated record